GCGCAGUGACAUGCUAGUCAGGAGCAGCCACCGUUACAGGAUUACGUUAUCUGCCAGGAUCCUGCCGGUUGCCCGAUGGCUGGACAGAAGCACAGUAAAUGCUGAGUUUUGCACUCUGCGAUUCCUUUUGCACCUCCCGUUUUCCCGAGGGCCUUUUAUUUUUUGUAGACCAGAAAUGGGCCGGCGGACAGUCUUGUGGCCCAAGGACUGGGCGUCUUUCUUAAAACCCUGGGUGGUAUUCUGGCUGGGGGUCUCCAUGCAUAUAUCCCAAUCCCUGGCGUGUCCCAGCGUGUGCCGCUGCGAUCGGAACUUUGUCUACUGCAACGAGCGGAGCUUAACCUCAGUGCCUCUUGGAAUACCGGAGGGCGUAACGGUCCUUUACCUCCACAACAACCAAAUUAAUAACGCCGGGUUCCCCGCGGAGCUGCAUAACGUCCAGUCGGUGCACACCGUUUACCUGUACGGCAACCAGCUGGACGAGUUCCCCAUGAACCUCCCUAAGAACAUCAGAGUUCUCCAUCUCCAGGAAAAUAACAUUCAGACUAUUUCGAGGGUGGCGUUAGCCCAGCUGCUCAAGCUGGAAGAACUGCACUUAGACGACAACUCUAUCUCCACGGUUGGGGUGGAGGACGGUGCGUUCCGGGAAGCCGUUAGCCUCAAGCUGCUGUUCUUGUCCAAAAACCACUUGAGCAGCGUGCCGGUGGGCCUUCCGUUAGGUUUACAAGAGUUAAGGUUGGAUGAAAACCGCAUCGCCACCAUUUCCGAACUGGCCUUCCAAAAUAUCACCGAUCUGGAACGCUUAAUUUUGGACGGCAAUCUCCUCACCAACAAAGGGAUUGCGCAUGGCACCUUUAGCCAUCUACCCAAGCUCAAGGAAUUUUCCAUGGUACGUAAUUCUCUGACCAGUCCUCCAACCGAUCUCCAGGGCACUUUUUUGGUGAAGCUGAACCUACAAGACAACCAAAUCAACCACAUACCGGUGUCAGCCUUUGCCAAUCUGCACAAGCUCGAGAGAUUGGACAUUUCCAACAACCGUCUUCAAAUGUUAACAAAAGGAGUCUUUGAUAACCUCACCAACCUGAAGCAGUUAACUGCCCGGAACAACCCCUGGUACUGCGACUGCAGCAUUCGGUGGGUUACGGAAUGGUUAAAAUCUCUUCCAGCAGCAAUCAAUGUUCGCGCUUUCAUGUGUCUGGCGCCGGAGCAUUUCAGGGGAAUGGCCGUGAGGGAACUCAACGUGAAUCUCUUAUCUUGUCCGACGACCACCCCUGGAUUGCCACCUACUACUCCUGUUCCUCCAACGUUGCCUCCGACCACAUAUCUCCCUACUCUGUUAGUCCCUACACCCACAGAAGUAACAACCGUUCCGACGCCCACCCCUUCCAUACCCCCUACCGUGCCUGACCCGCAGGUUGUCGUUGAGAAGGUCACCCCACCAACGCGAGAGCGACUCCAACUCUUCAUUCAUUUUGUUAAUGACACCUGCAUCCAGGUCAGCUGGCUGUCCUCCCUCUCCGUGAUCUCCUAUAAGCUCACUUGGGUUAAAAUGGGACACAGUUUGGUGGAGGGUAUAGUCCACGAGCGGGUGGUUAGCGGGGAGAAACAGCACCUGAGCGUUACCAACUUGGAGCCCAAGUCCACGUACAGGAUUUGCUUGGUCCACCUGGAUGCUUUUAACAACUAUCGAGCGGGUGAAGAGACCGUCUGCGCGGAGGCCACCACAAAGUCCUCGCUCUUAAAUAACGGCAGUAACAGCCCCUCCAGCCACGAGCAACCCACCUCACAGGGCAUGGGCUCCCCGUUUCUGCUGGCGGGACUCAUCGGGGGGGCUGUCAUCAUCGUACUCGUUGUCCUCCUCAGCAUCUUCUGCUGGCACAUGCACAAAAAGGGUCGCUACACAUCCCAGAAAUGGAAAUACAACCGCGGGCGGCGGAAAGACGACUACUGCGAAGCGGGCACCAAGAAGGACAACUCUAUCCUGGAGAUAACGGAAACCAGCUUCCAGAUCGUCUCCUUAAACAAUGACCAGCUCCUUAAAGGAGGUUACAGACUGCAGCCCAUAUACGCCCCAAAUGGGGGCAUCGCUUAUACAGACUGCCACAUCCCCAAUAACUUGAGAUACUGUAACAACAGCAGCGUCCCAGACUUGGAACACUGUCACACGUAACCUCCCGGCGGGGCGAGGAGACGCCGAGCCGCUCCGUGAAAGACUUUACCGAGACGUGACACAAAGACACAAGCGUUGCAUUUGAUAAAUGUUAGGCGGAUGCGUUUGUGCAUCGGGAAUACUCUGUAAUUUAUACUGUGUACUAUAUAAUGGAAUUUAAAGAAAAAAAAAACAUAAAAAAUCGCUAUCUUUUCUAUUUCCAGUUCAUUGCAAACGGUUUUGUAACUCUUUGCUUUUUAAAUCUUAAAAAAAAAAAAAUUAAAAAAAAUAA
Molecule: messenger RNA, 2438 nt
Organism: Spea bombifrons (plains spadefoot toad)
Lineage: Eukaryota; Metazoa; Chordata; Amphibia; Anura; Pelobatidae
Gene: FLRT2
Product: fibronectin leucine rich transmembrane protein 2
Exons: 1
Coding region: 11-2167 (718 amino acids)
Molecular function (GO): protein binding
Source: RefSeq, a predicted model, not a curated record